GCGGCAGCACCAUGGAGAGCUGCCGGGCGCUGGCGCUCUGCGCCGUGGCGGCCGCGCUGCUGCUGGGCGCCCGCGGGCAGGGGCCGACCCCGCCGCGCCGCGCCCGCGACCUGGGGCCCCCCGGCGGCGGCGGCGCCUCCCGAGAGAAGGAGCUGAUCGAGGCGCUGCAGGAGGUGCUGGAGAAGCUGAAGAGCAAGCGGGUCCCGCACUACGAGAAGAAGUUCGGGCAGGUGCCCAUGUGCGACGCCGGGGAGCAGUGCGCCGUGAGGAAGGGGGCCCGCAUCGGGAAGCUCUGCGACUGCCCGCGGGGGACUUCGUGCAAUUCAUUCCUCCUCAAGUGCCUGUAAGCGGGGACGCCCCGGGACAAGCUGCCGGGAGCGCAGGCACCGACGUCUCCCCGCCCCGACGUGCCGGCCCGGGGCGGCGGCGGCGACUUCCCGCGGCUCGUCCGCCCGAGAAACGCAGCGAGAAGCCCCCGCGUCGCCCGUGUAACGCCGUCCGUGACAUCCGACAUCCGUGGAGCUGUUUUCUUUCUCUCCCCCCUCCCACCCCCCUUCCCCUCCCUUCCCUCCUUCCCCGUUUGAUUUUGUCCGUCCAGGAAAAACCCAGCCCGUGCCUUGCCGAGUAGAGGUGCCGGUAUCGGGAGUUGAAGUGUCUUACCGGUGCAGAGCCGAGUCGUGCCGAGCCGUGCCCGGGCGCGGGGCUGGCCCCGUGCCGUGCCCCCGGGUGCCCGGCUCCUUCCCGAGGCGGGGAACGUCCACCCGCUGCCGGCCGGAGGGUCCGAGGUCAGGGGAUCCCUGGGUGGUUGGGGGGGAUGUGUUCAAAGCACCCUGACCCCCUUUUUCUUGCCCCGCAGCUGAGAGGGCCCAAUUCGGCACACCCCGGAGGGAGCGGCGGGCAGCCCGCGGCAGGGUUUUACCUGCACCACCGGUCUCAGGUCGAGUCCAACCGUGGUCACCCCACGGUGGAGAAAGUCCCACAUGAGAUACCAGUGGUGUUCAGGGGUCUGGCACUAGCCUGGCUGGGGUGGGACUGGGCGGGGGGGGGGAAUCGGUUGCUUUACUGGAGCCACCACGGAGAGAAAGCUGUCUGGAUCCGUUGCAAACUACCAGGGGAUAUCCUAGUCAUCUAGACCAAAUUGCUCACGUUUCUACAAUGAACUGAUGUAUAUAAAUAUGUCUGUCCUCCAUAGGUAUACUGUGUGUUUCAGCAAACUCAUAACGUGUUUUAGUCCUUUGUUUGUCUCUGUUAAUAAAGUCACUGUUCUGA
Aquila chrysaetos chrysaetos is the source of this 1269-nucleotide messenger RNA. RefSeq names its product CART prepropeptide (gene CARTPT). Gene Ontology annotation, molecular function: neuropeptide hormone activity. The coding region runs from base 12 to 347 and encodes 111 amino acids. The record is from RefSeq and is a predicted model, not a curated record. The transcript has 3 exons. Gene Ontology annotation, biological process: positive regulation of MAPK cascade; G protein-coupled receptor signaling pathway; negative regulation of appetite. Lineage: Eukaryota; Metazoa; Chordata; Aves; Accipitriformes; Accipitridae.